This is a messenger RNA of Electrophorus electricus (electric eel), 8857 nucleotides long. RefSeq names its product dedicator of cytokinesis 4a (gene dock4a). Gene Ontology annotation, molecular function: small GTPase binding; guanyl-nucleotide exchange factor activity. Lineage: Eukaryota; Metazoa; Chordata; Actinopteri; Gymnotiformes; Gymnotidae. The record is from RefSeq and is a predicted model, not a curated record. Gene Ontology annotation, cellular component: cytoplasm; plasma membrane. Gene Ontology annotation, biological process: small GTPase-mediated signal transduction; cell chemotaxis.
UGCGCGUCUGCCCUCGGAACAAUACAGUGAAAGCCAACCUGAUAUCAAUAUGGACUGUAUCAUUCGUAAUUGCCCCGUUAUAUAGUAUGCAAUUUCUUUGCUAGCUGCGCAAAAAUGUGGAUCCCGACUGAACACGAAAAAUAUGGCGUUGUGCUGGCAAACUUUCGUGGAACGGUUCAGCAUGGGCUGCCUCUGGAGAUCGGAGACACAGUGCAGAUACUGGAGAAAUGUGAAGGGUGGUACAGGGGGUUCAUUAUCAAGAAUCCAAAUGUCAAGGGAAUAUUUCCAUGCACUUACGUCCACUUGAAACAUGCACACGUUAAGAACAAGGGGCAGUUUGAAACAGUCAUCCCCAUGGAGGAGUCCGUCGUCACGGAGAUGACUGUGACAUUGAGAGAGUGGGGCACCAUGUGGAAGCAGCUCUAUGUGAAAAAUGACGGGGAGCUGUUCCACAGACUCUGGCACGUAAUGACUGAGAUACUGGAGCUAAGGCAGCAGGUCCUGCUGGGUCACCUGACCCACGACCGCAUGACCGACAUCAAGCAGCAUGUCAUCGCGCGCCUCGACUGGGGCAAUGAGCAGCUGGGACUGGACUUAGUCCCCAGGCGGGACUUUAGCAUGGUAGACCCAGACGAGAUCAGCGUCACUGAGCUCUAUCGGCUGAUGGAACGGCGCCAUCGGAGGCAGGAUCUUCCCCCACAGGCCAACAUGCAUCACCUGUUCCUGCAGCUCAACGGCCUGCUGAACUGCAGCCUGGGUGAGGAGCUUGAUGUCUUCUUCUUCAUCUACGAUGGCAGGGAGAUGCGACCAAUAAGCGAGAGGUUCUUUGUACGCCUCAAUAAGCAAGGACUUCCCAAGUCACCAGAGAGAACAGAAAGGCAGUGUACACUCUUUGUAGAUUUGGGAAGUAGUGAUCUCCGCAAAGAUGUAUAUGUUGUAGCUCAUAUUUUUAGAAUAGGACGAAUGGUCGCUGGCGAGAAGAAGAGUGUGUGCAACACUCAGUACAGACGUCCGUUUGGCUGCACUGUGAUCAGUGUGUCUGACCUGCUGACGGCCGACUGCAAGGACGACCACCUGCUCAAAGUUUACUCCUGCAACACCGAAAGUGAGUGGUAUCAAAUCCAUGAUAAUAUCGUCCGCAAAGUCAGCUCCAGAUACAGUCAGAUUGGCUCCGGCACAGGGCUUGCUGUCUCACUGCAGCUCCUGCAUGGAGACCUGGAGCAGAUCCAGAAGGAUUAUAUGCGCCUCUUCACCAACAGUGUCUCUAUUACCAGGAGGCUUGGCUUCUCUGACAUCAUCAUGCCUGCAGGGGAAGUCAGGAAUGACCUGUACAUAACCUUGGAGAGAGGGGAGUUCGAGAAAGGAGGGAAGAGUGUGGCAAGAAACGUUGAGGUCACUGUUUAUCUGCUGGGAGUAGACGGCCAAGUCCUGAAGGGUAUGGUUUGUUCAGGUUCAGGGGAGCCUGGGAUGGAUGAAUUCCAUUCGUUGGUGCUGUAUCACAGUAACAGCCCCCGCUGGUCGGAAAUGAUCAAACUGUCCGUACCUCUGGAGCUGUUCAGAGCUACUCACUUGCGCUUUGAGUUCAGACACUGCUCCACAAAGGAGAAAGGAGAGAAGAAGCUGUUUGGCUUCUCUUUUGUUCCUCUGAUGCAAGAGGAUGGCAGAACACUGCCUGAUGGGACACAUGAGCUCAUCGUCCACAAGUGUGAAGAGACGGCGAAUCUCCAGGAGUCAUCUCGCUACCUCAAACUGUCGUUCUCUAAGGCCAGUCUGCAGCCUGGCCAGAACCAGACCAUAAAGAACAGCAAAGAGUCCUUCUGGAUCCUCUCCCAGCUCUGCUCCACCAAGCUUACUCAGAAUGGUGACAUGUUGGAUUUGCUAAAAUGGAGAACCCAUCCAGACCGGAUAAUGGAUUGUCUGUCCAAGCUGAAGGACAUAGAUGGUGCUGAGAUAGUUAAGUUUCUGCAGGACACACUGGACACACUUUUUGCAGUUUUGGACGAGAGCCCUCAGCGCUAUGGACUGAAGGUGUUUGACUGCCUGGUUCAUGUCAUUAAUUUACUGCAGGACAGUAAAUUCCAGCACUUCAAGCCCAUCAUGGACAACUACAUAGAGCACCAUUUUGCGGGAGCACUGUCAUACCGAGACCUGAUACGGGUCCUGAAGUGGUAUGUGGAUCGCAUCAUCGACACUGAGCACCAGGAGCAGAUCCAGCAGGUCCUGAAGGCUGCAGAGUAUCUGUUUAAGUUCAUUGUGCAGUCUCGCAUGCUGUACACAGCAGCGGCUGCAGGGCAGGGCGAGGAGGAAUUCCGCUGUUCCAUCCACGAGCUCUUCAAGUCUGUCCACCUGUUCCUCUCUCAUGAGAGCAAGGGCAUCAGCCCCAUCACACACACACAGGCUGUGUUUCUGAGGUCCUUCCCCAUUGUGUGCUCUGAGCUGUUGAAGGUGUUCAACGUGCGGGAGGUAGCAAAUCUUGCACGGGACACGCUCAACAGCAUGCCUGCACUUUCACACACAGACUGCCCCCUGCAGGCCGUUAAGCUGCAGUGCAUGGCCAAGACGGUGGAAAGCCCACUAUACACAAACCCAGAAUCGCGGUGUGUGUUGCUGCCUGUGGUUCUUCAUCUCCUCCACACAUACCUUCAGGAGCAGAAGGAGCUAGUUCUGUGCGCAAAUAUCCUCACCGGCAUGUUAUCACUGGUCCACAGAGAUCCAAACACAGAAUGUGUGGUGUCUGAAGAGGUAAAUAUAAUCAUGGAAAGCCUGUCUGGGGUUUUGCUGCGGACUAUCCUGGAGGUGACCAGCCACCCCCAGCCGACAGCAACCUCUCUGCGUCUGCAGUACCAGGAUGUUACUGGUGAAUUUGUGGCCUGUUUGCUCACUCUCCUGAGGCAGCUCAGUGAUAAGGAUUACCAGAAGCUCCUGAGCCGAUUUCCCAAUAAGGAUGAGCUGGCGAACUUUCUCCUGCAGCUUUUCACUGUGUUUAGAAUACUUAUCCGGCCAGACAUGUUUCCUAAAGACUGGACAGUCAUGAGAUUGGUCACCAACAAUGUCAUCAUCACCACGGUGCUCUAUCUCUCUGACACGCUGCGUAACAACUUCCUUAAUGAGAAAUUUGACUUCAAGGUGUGGGAGUCCUAUUUGUACCUCUCCAUAGUGUUCGUCAUCCAGCCAUGCCUCCAGCUCGAGAUGUUCCCUCCGUCCAAACGGAAGAAAGUGCUGGAAAAGUACGGAGACAUGCGGGUGAUGAUCGGGUGUGAGAUCUUCAGCAUGUGGCAAAAUCUUGGUGACUAUAAAGUGAAUCUGAUCCCUUCACUGAUUGGGCCGUUCCUGGAGGUGACCCUAGUGCCGCAGUCUGACCUGCGCAACGUGCUCAUCCCCGUCUUCCAUGACAUGAUGGACAGCGAGGAGCGUCGCAGUGGCAACUUUAAGCAGGUGGAGGCGAAGCUCAUCGAUAAACUGGAGAGUCUGAUGUCAGAGGGUAAAGGAGAUGAGACCUACAAGGAGCUCUUCAACAACAUAAUACCACUGUUUGGCCCAUACCCGAGCUUGCUGAAGAAGAUUGAGAGAGAAACCUGGAGAGAGAGUGGAGUCUCUCAUAUUGCCACUGUCACACGACUUAUGGAGAGACUGCUUGAUUACAGGGACUGUAUGAAGAUUGGAGAGGUUGAUGGGAAAAAGAUUGGCUGUACUGUCAACCUGCUGAACUUCUAUAAGACGGAGCUCAAUAAGGAGGAGAUGUACAUACGCUACAUCCACAAGCUCUAUGAGCUGCACCUGAAGGUCCAGAACUAUACAGAGGCAGCCUACACUCUGUUACUGUAUGAUGAGCUGUUGGAGUGGACUGAGAGGCCUUUGAGGGAGUUCCUCACCUACCCCAUGCAGAGCGAGUGGCAGAGGAAGGAGUGCCUCCAUCUCACUAUCAUCCACAACUUUGACAGAGGCAAAUGCUGGGAGAAUUGCAUUAUCCUUUGUCGUGAGCUGGCCAAUCAGCAUGAAGCUUACUAUGACUACAGGAACCUGAGUAAAAUGAGGCUGAUGGAGGCUUCUCUCUAUGAUAAGAUAAUGAACCAGCAGAGGCUUGAGCCAGAGUUCUUCAGGAUCGGGUUCUAUGGCAAGAAGUUCCCAUUUUUCUUACGUAAUAAAGAGUUUGUUUGUCGGGGCAAUGAUUAUGAGCGUCUGGAGGCGUUUCAGCAGAGGAUGCUGAGUGAGUUUCCCCAUGCCAUCGCCAUGCAGCAUGCCAACCAGCCAGACCAGACCAUCCUUCAGGCCGAGGCACAGUACCUGCAGAUUUAUGCGGUCACACCCGUGCCUGACAAUCGUGAUGUCCUACAGAGGGACGGUGUGCCAAACAACAUUAAGAGCUUCUACAAGGUCAAUCACAUCUGGAGGUUCCGCUACGACAGACCCUUCCACAAGGGCACCAAGGAUAAAGAAAAUGAGUUCAAGAGUCUGUGGGUGGAGAGAACUACUCUGAGCUUGGCUCAGAGUCUCCCGGGCAUCUCACGUUGGUUUGAGGUGGAGAAGCGUGACCUGGUGGAGAUGAGUCCCCUGGAGAACGCCAGCGAGGUGAUCGAGAAUAAGACCCUGCAGCUGCGCACCCUGAUCGCCCAGUGCCAGACUCGGCAGAUGCAGAACAUCAACCCGCUCACCAUGUGCCUGAAUGGCGUCAUCGACGCCGCCGUAAACGGGGGACUCACGCGCUACCAGGAGGCUUUCUUUGCGAAAGAUUACAUUUCCAGUCACCCAGAGGAUGGAGAUAAGAUUACCCGUCUCCGAGAGCUCAUGUUUGAGCAGGCACAUAUUUUGGAGUAUGGUUUGGCUGUGCACGAGAAAUUUGUUCCGCAGGAUAUGCGUCCACUGCACAAAAAACUUGUUGACCAGUUUCAUGUGAUGCGAUCCAGUCUGGGCAUACAGCCACAGGAGUUUCCUGCAUACGUGCGCGUCAGUCCACUGCAUUUUGCCAACGGCAGUCCACGCACCUGCAGGACCCCGGUUCCUAAUGCCAUCAGUCCGGACGGCGGGAGAAUAGUUGCGCGGCGCAGCCCUCUAAGUUACCCGGCCGUCAAUCGCUACUCCUCAUCCUCACUGUCGUCGCAGGCCUCCAACGAUGUAAGCAACAUCACUGGCCAAUCAGAGAGCUCGGAUGAGGUCUUCAACAUGCAGCCCAGCCCGUCCACCUCAAGCCUCAGCUCCAACCACUCUGGGUCCCACAACGUGACUGGCUCUGCCGUCAGCUCCAGCAGAGAUGCGCUUCCAUCAGCGUCUCCGCUGCCGCUCGAUAAGCACAAGCAGUCCAGAGAGAACGCGUGCCUCUCGCCCCGGGACAGACUGUGCAGCAGCAUGUUCCCCAGUGCCCUGGACUCGGCCCAGAGGAUGAUGCCCUUCCAGAUCGACACCAGCCUGCCACGGUGUGAGGCCGGUCUCCCCACCACAGACACAGGCAAGAGCAUAAGGUCUUUAUCACCCAUGCCAACUGCAAGGUCUCCUCAAAAGACCACAGCUCCACCCCUCACGCCCUCCCCUACCGACGGCCUGCCUGCGGGCAGCCUGGCGUCGCACUCGCCCGCCCGUUCCGGCAGCUACAGCAGCGGUAUCUCCUCCCUUAGCCGCUGUAGCGUCUCCGAGAUGUGUAGUGUCGAGCCAUCCCCGCCUGAUCCGCCCCUACCUCCCGUUGCCCCCGUUGACAACCUUGUGCGCCGCGGCAGCAAGACUCCACCUCCCUACAGCGUCUACGAGCGGAACAACCCACGGCGGGCCACCCCACUGCCUCACAGUCUGUCGGUGCCACCCACCGUGGACAACCCCAACCUACCCUCCAAGCCACAUCUUAGCCGCACCCAAAGGAUCCUCUCGGAGCCCAGACACAGACUCACGCCUCGGAAAGUUUCACAGCUCUAGGGUUGCCCUGCUCCAUGGCCAUCCAUGACGCAGUGCUGGAACUCCAGCCCACACUUAGAAACUCUCACACUGGAUUACUGAAGGGAAGGGAAGAAUUAAUUUUUAUAUAUGCAGUUUAUUUUUUUGUAUCACCUAAAAUGGAAGAUAAUGGUUUCUAUUUCUGUUUUCGUUGUAGCGACUGCUUUGUUUUGUUCAGCAAUGAAUCCACCACAGUACCGCUCUGUAAAAUAUGUAUGUAAUUAAUGGGUAGUCUACGUGACCUGGCCGGUGGAUGAGCUGAGGACACUCAGCAGCUCAGCUUUUGUAUGUUUGCAGAUGUACUGCUGCGCUUAUUUCCUUUAACCAUUGCAGAUGAACUGUAGUUGUCCCUUUUGUUCCUGGAUGGCCUUUUACAUUAUUAAUUUGGGGCCUGGUUCAAAUCAAUUUCUUGAUCAGUUUCCAGGAUCAGUUAUCACAGCCCAACAUAAACUGAUUCAAGGCUGCAUACCUUGGCAUAUUUUCCAUUAAUGUUCAUUUUGGCUGAUGUACAACAAUAGCCAUUAAGAGAAUUACAAUUAGAAUCUGCAAAGGGCAUAUAGUUUACAGUUAAAUCUUUAGAUCUGGCAGGUCCACAUCCCACUUAGAGCAAAGUUACAAAACAUUGCUUGCAAGGUAUUUUUGAUAGAUGUAUAAAAUCCCAUAACUGUACAGUAUUCACUGUCCACCAUGGCACUGUUUUUAGGCCUUACAUAGAUAAAGUUGUGCAGCUAGACCUGCAACUUGUUUUAACUGCUUUGUAUUUUUUGGAAUGGCUGAAAGGUGCUACAUAUUCCUUAGUGUUUCUUUCUAACGUAGCCCUGUAUCUGCCAACCCUGCCUGAACGUUCAUUGUGCCAUGUAAUGAAAUCGUGUAGUCUCCAAGUAUUGUGCCAAAGAUACAAAUACUAUUCACUUUUCUGUCCGUGAGAGUAGUUAGGGACGCUUAAACCACGUAAGCGUGAAUGCUUGUGCUUGACAAUGUGCUUUUUAUACAGUGUGCCGAAGCUUAGACUAAGACAGCAUGAGGCAUGUACAGUGUCAAGCAAUAUAACCACUGUAGAUUCCUAAAGAGUGUCAUGUUUGUAGCACAAGGGCCCUUCAGUUUUAAGGUGAAAUUUUCUCUGAAAGAAUUCCGGUUUCAGAGAUUUCAGAUAGAAUUGGUUUGCACUGCUUAGCUAAAAGUAGAAUUAACUAAAAAAAUAUUCUGUGAUCAAUGGGGAGAAGCUUAUUCUCAUUCUAGGAGACAAUAUGGACAGCAUAUCCUCAUGCUAAUCUAAGAGGAGAGUUCAGGUGGGCAUGCAGAGAAAAUGUAAAAAUCACUGCCAGUAUAUUCUUGAAUUGGGGCCAGGCAUGGCACACACACAUUUUAAAGAAUACUAUACUGAUUUUUUUUGUAUGCUUUUUAUUCAUAAAUGUAAUUUUUUUAAAGAAUGUAUAUUCACUGUUAAGACGUUUUUCCAAAUGUGUCACAGUUAUUAUGGAUGGAUUUUCUUUUUAUAUGUCAUGCCUUCUUUUAACAUUUAUUAUAGACAUUCAAAGAGAAACUUAUAGCUUAUUUUUCAUGUCCUUUCAGAUUUCAUGGAGCAACUCUAAUACGGUUGAUACUUAUUAUUAAUAGAUUUUAAAAAUGUCCCUAAAUGUGUUUGAAUUACUAACUAUGGGGACACUUCUUUAAAAAUAUCGCAUGUAUAUGGCACUGCAAAUGGUACAGCUUUGCUGCACUGCAAAAAUAAAUAAAAUAAACAACAACAAAUUAAACCCUCGAUAUAGCAAAAAUAAUUUAAAUUAGCAAAAAGCUGUUUCACUGUCAGCCUGCCAACCCAAAUCUUUGCACAGCUGUACAUGAAUAAUUAUUAAUAUUGUUAAAAAGGGGUAGUAAAUACCUAAAUGAUCAAACUGCCUUUUUUUCUGCUAGCUGAAAGUGUUAAAUGUAGAUACUUGUUGGAGCUUGCCAUAUUGAAUGCAAGUAUGCAGGAUUUGAAAGUUAACUACAGUUUAAUGGUUAUCUUGCAAUGUAAUUUGCUUAUAGUUGUCACUGUUUCACUGCAUCUCUGUGUAUUGUCAGAGAAAACCACAAAUGGUUACAAUCACACAUUACACAAAAUUCAAAUUGCAAAGUGAAAUGCUAACCGCCAAUCCAAAAUUUUCCUACAGACUUUUCACUCAUUUCUAAGCCAAGACAGACAAAAUGAUAAUGAUGAAUGAAAAACAAGUUUGGGUUAGUAGAAAAAGUGGGUUGUCUAUUCCCACAGUCAUAAUUAACAAUUAAUUAUAGCAUACGAAGCUGCACCAUAAAAUAGAUCAUAGAGCUUUUACAUUCAUAGUAGAAAUGCUUGUUUAAUUAAAGUGAUUUCACAACUGAAAUAAUUCACAUUAUGGAAUUUUUUAUUGAUACCUUGUGAAUAAACACAGUUUUAAAUCUUGAUAAAAGAAAGUAUGUCAGUUUUUGAUUUCAUAAGAAGAUACAAGAAUAAAAAACUCACUUGGGAAUGUGACCUAAUGCAUUGUAAAUGGUGGCCAUUAGUAUGUUGCUUGUUUGAACUAUUUUAUUAAGUGUUGCAGUUGUGUUCACAUAUGCCUAUUCUAUGAAAAGAUGAUCAUUUUAGGCAAUCACAUUUUAUAAUUUUUAAUGGAUUGCCCAGUGACCAGUUUUAGAAAAAUCAGCUAGUAUUCUUGUAUUAUCUUUUUCUCUCACUUUGUCUCACCUUUUGUAUGAAUUAGGUUUUAUGUUUUUGUUCAAUUUUUUGAACCUGUAAAGUUGUACUUUAUAUCAUACAAUGGGAUGAAAGUAUUCCAUAUAGCCAGUGUUAAAGAUUUUGUACAAACUGUGUUUAUAUGAAAAUGUAACCAGUUCAUAGCUUUGAAUGUUGCAAUGAACAUUUUUAUUUGUAAAUGUUGAAUAUUAGCCAUUAAUGAAUAAAGGUUCAUUGAUGUACAGA